AUGCUCAUUAUUACAUUCGUAGAUGAGCCAUACAUUCCUACGAUCACGAUUUCGAACGGAACGAGACAAUUAAACAUUACAGCAGCGACUAUACAAUUACGAGAAACAGACAACAUCAAUUUGACAUGUUUUUCUGAAGGAAAACCUCUCCCAAAAUACACCUGGGAUAGCCACAAUGAUAAAAUACAAGGACGUAUACGUCAAUUUAAAAAUAUUAGCCGAGAGGAUGCCGGGAAUUACACUUGUUAUGCGAGUAACUUGAUGAAACGCACUUUUGGUGACACUGAACAAGGAUUGAACGUUUCCAGCUUGUCACUCGACAUGAAGUAUCCAUCAACACUUUCAUCACUAGAAGACAUAAGUAUUCUCGAAGGAUCAGACCUUAAUGUUAUAUGUCGAGUUCAGAAGGGAAACCCAACAGAAGAAAGUGUGUCAUGGACUAGAAUCAGUGAUGACAAGAAUUGGAAGAACAGUCAACUGAUUAUAACUAAUGUUUCUAGAGCAGAUGAUACAAAAUAUACUUGCACUUUACGAAGUACAAUCAUUCCAACAAUUGGUGACGAAACAUUGGCCAUAAGAAGCAAAACAAUACAUCUUAAUGUUUUUUUUUCUUCAGAAAUCAAACAUUUUACUGUUGUAAAAAACAAGUCAAGUGGAACUUUUAUUGUAAACCAAACAGAUGAAGUUUCAUUAGAAUGUACAGCAGAAGCUAACCCAGCCUCGGAUUUAUCUAUAUACAAUACACGUGGCAAGAGGAUAUCGACAGUAAAAAACAGAAAUUUGCUGCUUUACAGCAUAACAAAUGCUUCGUACGAAAACGCAGGCAAAUAUAAAUGUGAAGGCAGAAACAACUACACAAAGGAUAAACCAUCAGUAUCAGAACUGACAAUGAUUGUCAAAUGUUCACCACGACCGUCACUUGAUAGCAUAUUCCCCAAUAAGAUCGCAGCUGCUCAGUAUACAAACAAAACUUUGAAUUUUGUUGCUUAUGAAUACUUGGAUGAAGAAAAUAAAACAGAAUUUAUGUGGUUCCACAAAAAUGUUGCAAUUGAAAGAAAUGAUGAAAAAUUUGAAAUAUUCACAAUUGGAUUAAAUUCUAGCCUUUCGGUUAGAAACAUUACACAAAUAGAUUUUGGAGAAUAUAGCGUCAAAGUGUCAAACACAUUAGGAGAGUAUAUCCAUCAUUUUAUGUUGCAAGCAGAAGAUAAGCCAGAUGUGCCUAUAAAUUUAACGUACAAAUCGGGAUCAAUCACUGAAUCGUCAGUAACAUUGGUUUGGACUCCAGGUUUUGAUGGUGGCUUUCCACAGACUUUUAUUUUGUUAUAUCAGUACCAUCAGGAGGAGAAGUGGAAUAGUGUUCAAGUUCAGGAUACAAAUGAACAGGCAAUGGACUAUACGUUAACUGGCUUGUUGAGUUCUAAAGUGUAUAAUAUAACAAUGUUUUCAAUGAAUAAAAAGGGGAACUCUUCCUAUACCCCGAAUCUUCAGAUCACAACUAAAAUAAACGUUAAAAAAGCAGAAUCACAGUCAUCAGAUUAUGUUGGCAUUAUAGGUGGAAGUAUUUCAGGUGUUGCUGCUGUUAUGAUUGUGAGCAUCCUUUUAGCUGUAUUUUUCUUAAAGAGAAGAAAUAUAAGAUCUUCACAUCGUGAAAGUCCCAAACCAGGUGUUACUGCCGUGAGCCAUGUCUCAUCCACGUACACAGAUUUGGAUGCAAGCAGGAGAGAAAUAAAUAAUUAUGAUGAAUUCAAUAUAACAUAUGAACAUCUCAACGCUUCAACCCGGAAGCCAAAUACAUACAUGGAGUUAAAAAAUACAAAUGUACCUAAUACUGACACUUCCGACUACGUUAAUAUAAGAAUAUAAACUAUCAAUUUUAAUUGAUUCAUGAAAUGUUACUGAAUUAUUCAUUUUGUUAAACGUAAUAUUCAUAAAAAAUAUAGGCAUAAACUGUCGGCAAAAUAUCAUAUUAUUAUAGUAAUGUUUAGAUUUUAUGUGAAUUCAUGAUAAGUGCAUGGUAAAAUCAAUGUUUAAAAACACAUUUAAUGAAGUCUUUCAUGGAAAAGUAUAGAAAAAAAACUGAUACUUAAACAGCUUAUGUAAAAUUAUAUUGCGAAUCACAUAUUAUUGAUGUUGUUAAAUGAGGAAUGGUUGUAGUUUGAAUUUGCUAUUCUAAUUAUCUAAUUUAUGUUUGUGUUAGGUACAAAUAUAUUUUAUAUUGGUAACAAUGUUGCUUAUAAUGGCAAAAAACGUUCAUAUAAUAUACAUUUUUAUGGAACUUGAAGCGAUAGAAAUUAUGAUUUGUACAUACUUAUUGUUAUGAUGUUAAAAUUGGUUUUGUUUGUGCCUUACUCUCGAAAGCCUACUGUAAAAACUGCUAAAGAAAGUGCAGAUGCCUAAUUCUGUUAUAGACAAGCUUUGACUUGGCAGGCUUAGACUUGGCUCGAAUCGAAAAUUGUGUGCUGGGAAACGUCUUUCAAAAAUAUUAAAGUUUUAUGUCUAAAUAUUUUAUAUAGAGAAAUAAUAAAUAUAAUUAUAUUAAUGCAAAUAAAUUUCUCGAAUUGUGAAUACUGUACCUUAUAUACACACGCACACAUACGAUGUAUCGUUCCGAAACGUCAAUCAGAAGUAGGAGUACAUCGAUUGCUGAAAUUUAUGACCCUUUCAUACCUUUAUAGUUGUAAUACUUUACUGUUUAAAUGUAUGUUUAAUUCCAUCGUAUUAGCAAAACAAAAUUUAUCUAAGAAUAUUAUUGAAACAUUGAGAAGAUCAAAUCCAAAAUACAGAUAUUUGUUAAAAUAAAUAAAGGCACUCAAUGUUUUUGUUCAUUUUAAUCUUGAAGCAUAGAAACGAUAUAAAUAUAAUUAAUUCUGAAUGUAUAUUAAAAGUUUC
Ruditapes philippinarum (Manila clam) is the source of this 2889-nucleotide messenger RNA. Its product is annotated as cell adhesion molecule DSCAM-like. The coding region runs from base 1 to 1863 and encodes 620 amino acids. The transcript has 8 exons. The record is from RefSeq and is a predicted model, not a curated record. NCBI's taxonomy places the organism in Eukaryota, Metazoa, Mollusca, Bivalvia, Venerida, Veneridae. Gene Ontology annotation, molecular function: protein binding.